AUGGACUCGGUCGUUGAAGGUGAUAUGUUCGUAGACGGCUACUGGAUUCGAGGCCGCAGCCCAGGCAGGCAGGUGCGCGGAGAAGCUGGGCCCAGGGACGGCGUGCGGCGCCGCCUCGGCAUCGGUGCGCGCGCUGGCCAGGACGGUCGCCACCGGUGGGUCGGGGGGGACAUCGGAGAAGUCGCGACGGCGAUGGUGACGACGAUGAUCAGUACGACAGCGACGGACGGGGUCGAUACGGUGAACGGCAGUACGGUAUCGUCCGGCACGUUGGUCGUGGACGGUGCGGUACCAUUUGGUACGGUGGUCGAGGUCGGUUCGGUAUCGUCCGCUACGGGUGCUCGCGGCCGGUACAAUGUCGUCCUGUACGGUGGUGUCGGCCGUGUGGCGCGGGAUUCUAUGGCGUGGUGCCGAUUGGCCGGCAUCCAGAGCGGCAGCCCCCUCGCCCCGAACGUGCACGCCGCGGACCGGGUGCCGCUGCGCCGGGCGUCCCCGGCGAAGACGGCGCGCUGCCGAGGGGGUGCGGGCGCGGGGGCGGGGGCGGAGCGGCUGCCAGCUGGAGGGGAAGCGCAGGGCCUGGUGGGGAAGAUCACCGACUCCGAGCCCAGCGGCUCCCCGCGCCCGCGGCGGCCGCGCGCACCUGGCAUGCUCGCGUGGCUGGCGCCGUGCUGCUGCCAGGAGCAGCCGAGCGGCAGCGGCCAGGUGGUGCUGCCCUCCGCGACGGACGAGGGCGGCAGCGACGCGGUGGCUGUUGCGCCGCCCUAUGUGGCGCAGGGCCUGCCGGCUGGCGGCAGCGAGCUCUUCGGCAGCUCUGGUGGGGCCGCGCGGGGGCGCAUCUGUGUAGGCGACUUUGUCAGGGUGACGUCCGACGAGCAGGCGCUGAGGCGCGCUUUCGAGUCGUCUCCCAAGCGGUGGGACGACAGCCUGCGGAGCGCAGCGGGCACGCGGCAGAGGGUGCUGGCGGUAGGCGAGGACGGCGCCCUCGUCGGCCUCAGGGAGGAGGCGGCAGGCAGCGGCGAGCCGGUGCGGUACUACCCCGCCGGCUGCCUGAGCGUGGAGGCCCGCCCGCAGGAGCCCCCCCGCCUCGACAAUAAGCCCGACGACUCCAGCGCGCGCUGGGGCGAAGCGCGAACGACGGCCCCGACCGACAGCACCAGUGGCGGAGAUGCGGCCGACAUGGUCGACGACGAGCCGGAGCACCAGGACCUUCCAGGGGACCCGGGCCCCGGCAGCGCCAGGUCACUCACCGAGGAGGAGAAGAUUCGGGAGAAGUUGCGCUUGCAGUCGCUCGUAAACGGCUUUGCGAGAAGAGCGGUCAAGGGGUGCCCGUGCAUGUAUUUGAAGGCGAUAGGAGGGGACCCAGAGAAGUACGAGGCGGUCGCUACGCAGUACCGGAUUGAUAGAAGCCUCGAGAAUUUGGUCGUGGUGUUGGCGGGAGACCCAAACCUCGCCGACGUUACCUGCCCGAUCGCUGCCAUCCAGGACAUCUACUCGCUUCGGGAGGACGACGAGGACUGCUUCCCGCGCGCGGUCGUCUCCUCGCUGCAGCCGCAGGACCGCGACUUGUUGCUGAUGGUUGUCUUCCAGCGUCAGGACAAGACGCUUAAGUUCUGUAUCCUGGAGGAGUCCGCCGAGGCCAGGGACGAGUUCCUGGAGACGCUGCAUACUUUGCAUCUACGCGCAGACGUGCCCUGCGGCAUGACGGAAUUGCCGCACAGCUCACGCGGCCACGCGAGGGGACAUCCUCUUCAAUGGGAGAGCCCGGUUGCGCCGGCAGGCGCAGACGACGUGCCACGCUUCCCGAUGUUCCCGGUGAUCCCGCCGGCAGGCGCAUACGACGUGUCACGCUUCUCGAUUGAGCUGCCCCCAGCAUGUGCCUCCACCCGCUCGGCCAUCCUCGUCCCCCGUGUUUUAUGCUUAUUGCGUUUGCUCUUCUUCUCCUUCUUCUUGUUCGUCCUCUCUUCUGUAGGACACGGGAGCGAUUCCCGGUCCCUCAGGGCGUUCGGAGAGAGCCGGCGGCGUGCAGCCUUGCUCCUCCCCCUCUCCGUCUGCCCCGCCGUGUGCCCUUCUGGCGGUGCAGGCUGGAGCCCGCAGCUGCAGCCAAGCGGAUGCGGCCUCGGCCCAGCCUCCGCCUCUAUACCCGUCGGUCGUUGA
Molecule: messenger RNA, 2154 nt
Organism: Prorocentrum cordatum
Lineage: Eukaryota; Dinophyceae; Prorocentrales; Prorocentraceae
Source: the annotation of a GenBank genome assembly